Molecule: messenger RNA, 3328 nt
Organism: Ogataea polymorpha
Lineage: Eukaryota; Fungi; Ascomycota; Pichiomycetes; Pichiales; Pichiaceae
Exons: 1
Coding region: 94-663 (189 amino acids)
Source: RefSeq, a predicted model, not a curated record
UACACUUCAAUAUGAAUAAGCUAUAAACGUUCUUCGUUCUUUGGUGUCUCGAGUUCACAAAAGUAGGCAUUUCAACAGUAAGUACUUUUUGUCAUGUCUGCGCCUGCAAAUUCUAUUCCCAUUGCAACAUCAUCAGCUUCCAUAAUCACAGAUUCUGAAUCGGCGUACUUUACUGAUGCAAGGUCCCACUUGAGCGAGUCAACCUCGCCAGAUUCUCUGAAAGAUACAUCAAGCAAAGAUAACGCUGCGACUGUUCAGUAUGAUGACGAAAACCGUAAUGAACUUGGUAUUUCACCCCAGGCAACAAUCACUGAUGUCGCUGAUUUGCAAGAUCGUGAAACAGCCUCAGAACCAGAGGCGGACACUACCGUAACUCAAAAUGAAGAAAAGAAACAGACUUCUCAGCCUACCAAUGAAAACGGCGACCAAAUUGUUCAUAACGUGCAACCUCAAUCUACUCAAGAGCCUAUAACAGCUUUCGUUAAUUCUAACUCACCCAAGAAACCAGGUUAUCAACGAGAAGAGAGCGAGUGCCAUGAGUAUUAUUUUUCCAUAUAUUGCUGCGAUCUGGAUCUCAGCUCCGGAAAUAUAAUAACUACCUGUCUCAGCUGCUGCAUGUCGUCAAUCCUCGGUCUUUGUACCACUGCGGCCACAAAAAUCUAAAAGCUUGAGUCAUGAUAGAUUUUGAUAUAGACCAAUAAACGGUUGACUACCUAGCUUGUGUUGUAAAUCUCUUCCAGUUUUUCUGUCGUCCAUGGACGAUCAUUGUCUGAGUACUUUUUUAAAGGAGUGUCAUAAGGUAGUCUGAUCGGGUAGUGUACAGUGUCAUCGUUCACACCUUCAUAGAAGUCUGUUCCUUGAACAGGGGUCAGCGCAAACGCUUUCUUUAUUUUGUAUUUUGCCUUUAUGCAUGCAGGGAUAAUAAGAACGCCUGCCUCAAAAGAUUUCACUGUGUAGACAUGUUUGGUCUGCGAGUCACUUUGAAAAGCAGCUCCAUAUCCACGGUCAGGUGCCCCCCAUGCUUGUUUCGAAAGAUUGGCCGAAGUUAAAAGGAACCACUCUAACGUCUCAAAGUCAUUUUUCGUCACACAAUAAGAUUUGACAUGCGGCGAUAAAUUACUCCUUCCGGCAAUAGAUUGAGAAGCUGAUUUGGAAGACCAUCUGUAAAAGAAUGAUCUAAGAAAUUUAGCUUGAUUCUCAUAAGCGUACCAACCAUUGCUUGCUCUUGACUUGAACAUCACUGCGUGUCCUGAUAUGUGGCCAUAAUGUGCAUUCAAAAUCUCGUUCUCUGUUGGCCAAAUAACAUUUAUUUCAACCCCAGUUUUCAUUCCAAACUUGUGAUUUGGCUGCUUGACAAUUACCUGCGAUCCUUCCACAAUACUCGACAAAAUGUGUGUGCCAAUGUUUGUAUGCUUGUUAUCUAGCGGCGCACUUAUCGACGAUACUUGCAUUAUAAAUUUUGCGUCAUUUGGGGUAGUCAAUUUAUAUCGUUCCAGGACUUGACGUAACCUUCCAUAACCAUACAGCGGUCUGUCACGUACGGAAUCUAAAUGCGUUUUUGUGCUGUCGUUCAAGUUGAAUUCAUAACGUCCCGGGCUUGAACCAAUAAAGGCUACAUCAAUGGGAGAGAAAUCAAACGCUUUCAACUUCACAGCUAAUGAAGACACCACAGAGUCUUCGUAUGUGUAGAGGUACUGUAAAAAGUCUCUUUUGAAAAUAAUGCCAACAUCGUAGAUUGGAUCAAGAGUCUCUUUUUCAUCAUUUGUGUCAGCAUGAGAAUUUAGCUUUCUUAACCUUGGAGAUAUCCAGCACAUUUGAGUUUGAGCUAGAUAAUCCGUGUGAGUAAGAUUCAUGGUGUGGAUGACGAUUUGACAUGUAUCAUCAUGAAAGAAAUUGAUCAUCACUUUGGAAUGAUGGGUUCCCCAUUUGGACAAUUUUGUAGAUACGUCCACUGUUUUAAUUCGAUACUGAAGACGGUGAUUCUCUUCAACUGCAAAAUUGGAUUGCACACCAAUGAGAGUAAGCUCAAAAUUCAAGGGGUCUGCUUUGAAGAAAGGUAGCAAAAAUUCGCAGUCCACAAGCAUAUUAAAUUGGUAACUGUUUUGAAGUAUCCUGGACCCCACCAAAUCAAACAAAGUAACAGUAUGCUUGUUAGAUGAUGGUGGAAACACCCUGCAGUAUGGAUCGUUGGAAAUAAGUCUGAUCGGAGACUGAAAUCUCGGUAUAUCUUGCUCGCUUUCAAAAAAAGAGCGUAUUGUAGGUCUCUUCAGUCCGUGUUCUUCUGCAUCGAUUAGAAUUUCCCCCAAUCUGCGUUUUGAAGUACCUUCUUUAGAUCGGGAUGUCUCAUGCCUGACUUGUAGCUCAGCACUAUCCUCAUCACUAUCUAGACUAAUCACAUGAUGCUCAUUGUUCACGGUUUUCUCCCCGAGGAACUCCAAGGAAAUGUCUGUUUCGGAUUCUGACAUUAUAGAUUAGUGCAUUUGGCUGCUUAUACAGCUCAAUUUGAAAGCUUAUAGAGGGCGAUGCAAAUUUAACUCAAAGCUGAACUGAUUUUUCUACAAAAAUUUUGAUUUAAACCAGUUCAAACAUGAUCUUUCUCGAGCCUUGAGAGUUACUUUAUUAAAAUUAUACUAGAGUUAAUAAAGUCUGAAAGAAGGACCCAUAGAGGACUUGAUGACAAGUGAGCCAACGUUUUGCCAGUUCUUCUUCAACAAGGAGACCAAGAAAUUGAUGGCCAUCAUAAUUUGAGUGACAAGAACAUCCUCCUCCAUCUCAACGUGACCAACAGCAACGGCCAGGCACAAAACUUUCUUCAGCUGGAAUUUGAUGGUGGAUUUAACAUCAGUGACCUUAGAAUACAAGUCGUCAUUGUGGGAGACUGGAGUUGGGAACUUACCAGCCUUAGAUAGCUGAGGGCCCAACAAUCUUGGCACUUGUUUGAUCAAAACUUCAGAAGCAAUGAAAGCAUUGUACUUCUUGGCCAGCUUCUUGAUCAACUUCUUGUUCUUGUUCAACUUCUUCAAGUCAUCAACAGACAUAGCAUCAACACCAAGCGACUUAGCUCUGUCAACAUCAAAAGCAUCACCAAAAAUACAAAUGGUCAUGUUUGGUCUUGGCACUUGUGGCAGUUUUAAAGUACCAGAGAAACGCUUGUCUCUCUGAGGGUCAUAAUUUUUCAGACCAACCUGUAACUCAACGGUCUCCAAAAAGUUUCUCUUCUUGGUCUCGUUGGAGUAUUUGAGGAUCUCCUUGACAUUCUCUCUCACUUGGGUAGCGCUGACUUUAGACAUUUGGCUUAUUUACUGUCUCCCUACUAAUAGGUAAUACC